AUGCGGGAGAGAAUGGGGAGACUGGGGGCACACUGGAAGCUCUGGGAAGGGGCGGAGAGCCACUCGAGACCCACCUCUGCUUCCAACCACCUUAACUCUGCCAGCAGGAAGAAUGGCACACCACCUGUGGUCCAGCUCCUGUUCCUCCAGCCAGCUUUGGUCGAAAACAUCCAGCUACAGCUUGCCAUCAAGAACUUCCGUACCUUACAUAUCGACUAUCCCAAGGUUAACUACGCAAAGGGUUUCCGGGGCUACUGUAAUGGUCUGAUGUCCUAUGUAUGGGGCAGACAACAAAGCUGGUAUUGCCCAAAGAUCCAUUAUGUCUUACAUGCCCUGUGGACCGCCAUCAAGAAGUUCUGCAAGUACAGCGAGAGCUUCUGUGAGAAUUACAAUGAAUAUUGUACAGUCACCCAGGACUCCUUCCCCCUAACAAUCUGCUCCCUGAGCUCCAAGCAGCCACCCACCAGCUGUUACUACACCAGCACCUUAACCGACCAAAGGCUCUAUCUGCUCUGCUCCCAAAAGUAUGAUGCUGAACCGAUAGAUAUCAUGGGCCUCUACUAGGGAUGGGACUAGCCCCCAC
This is a messenger RNA of Delphinapterus leucas (beluga whale), 583 nucleotides long. NCBI's taxonomy places the organism in Eukaryota, Metazoa, Chordata, Mammalia, Artiodactyla, Monodontidae. The record is from RefSeq and is a predicted model, not a curated record.